This is a messenger RNA of Monomorium pharaonis (pharaoh ant), 2196 nucleotides long. It is a transcript of the gene Hbg3, whose product is annotated as alpha-glucosidase. Lineage: Eukaryota; Metazoa; Arthropoda; Insecta; Hymenoptera; Formicidae. Gene Ontology annotation, biological process: carbohydrate metabolic process. Gene Ontology annotation, molecular function: cation binding; catalytic activity. The coding region runs from base 173 to 1870 and encodes 565 amino acids. The record is from RefSeq and is a predicted model, not a curated record. The transcript is spliced from 9 exons.
GUUGCACGCAUGAAAUCCUUCACUAAAAUUAUAUAAUGCGGCUAUAAAAGAGGAAAGAUUCGUUUACUCUACGACAGUAGAUUAUAUAGCAAGUGUCGGAGAAGUUAUAGUCCGAACUCUGUUACAGUUUAAAUAUAAACAUUUGUGUCAACGAAUUCUUAAUCUAACAAGAAUGAAGGGUAUAAUAACGCUUUGUGUAAUACUAUUAUCACCUAAUCUCGAAUGUAGCGAAUUUAACCAAGAAUGGUGGCAGUCAAUGUCCCUUUAUCAAAUUUACCCCAGAAGCUUUAAGGAUAGUGAUGGUGAUGGUGUUGGAGAUCUUAAAGGUAUCAUGAGCAAACUGGAACAUCUCACCGAGUCGAAUGUCGAUGCUUUCUGGUUAUCUCCGAUUUAUCCCAGCCCAAUGAUCGAUUUUGGGUACGAUAUUUCUGAUUUUGUCAACAUCGACGAGACAUUUGGCACUAUGAAGGAUUUUGAAGCGCUCACAAAGUCUACGCACGAUGCAUCAAUGAAGAUUAUUAUGGAUCUUGUUCCUAAUCACUCGUCGGAUCAACAUGAAUGGUUUAAAAAAAGUUUGCAAAGCAUAGAACCUUAUACCAACUAUUACGUAUGGCAUAAAGGCAAGGUAUUAUCGAAUGGAACGGUUACAGUGCCAAAUAAUUGGGUGAGCGUAUUUGGCGGACCGGCAUGGACCUGGCGUGAAGAACGACAAGCGUAUUAUUUGCAUCAAUUUGCACCGGAGCAACCUGAUCUCAACUUUGAAAACGAAAACGUAGUGAACGAAAUAAAGAACGUCAUGAGAUUUUGGCUUGACAAGGGAGUGGAUGGUUUCCGGGUGGACGCGAUACCACAUUUGUGCGAGGAUAUCCGAUUCUUGGAUGAACCUCUUACGGGUAAUCCGAAUCCUAAUGACAGUGGCUAUACGCACAAGAUAUACACAAAAGACCAGCCGCGUACCUACGAAAUAAUCAAAGAAUGGCGAGAAGUGUUAAACGAAUAUUCGGAUCAAAGAAUUAUGAUGAUGGAGGCCUACGCAAACAUGACGAUGACGAUGAAGUAUUAUGUGUACGGCGCGCAUUUUCCCUUCAAUUUUGGUUUUGUUGCCGAUACAAAUCAAGAUUCUAAAGCAAUCGAUUUCAAGAAAUUGAUCGAUAGAUGGAUGAUAAAUAUGCCUGUUUUGAAAGGAACUGCUAAUUGGGUGGCUGGAAACCAUGACAAAUCGCGAUUGGUCACCCGUUAUGGACGGCAACGAGCGGAAGCAGUAACUAUAAUAACUCUACUGCUUCCAGGAGUGAGUGUAACUUAUAACGGUGAAGAAAUCGGCAUGGAAGAUACAUGGAUCUCGUGGGAAGAUACCAAAGAUCCGCAAGGCUGCAAUGCCGGCAAAGAUGGUUACGAGAAAGCAUCUCGGGAUCCUGCAAGGACGCCGUUCCAAUGGGAUAACACUACUUCGGCUGGAUUCUCCACCAAUCCGAAAACAUGGCUACCAGUUAACGAAAAUUAUAUGACACUUAACUUAGCAGCGCAAAAAGAACAAAACAACUCGUAUUACGCUCUAUACAAAGCAAUUUCUGCUCUGCGAAAAUGGCCUGCGGUCAAAGGUGGAAUCUUGACUACAAAAUUAUUUGGCGAUGAUGUUCUUGCUUUUACCAGGAAAGCUGAUGGAGAGCAAUCGGUUUACGUAGUGGUAAACUUUGCAAAUAAAGAAGAAACUGUUGAUUUGUCAACGCUCGUCCAUGCAUCAAAUGAAUUACACGUUUAUUAUGCUACGACAAAUGCUCAUCAUCUCAUUGGAGACAUCAUCAAAGAUGUUCACACCUUGAAAAUUCCUGCAUCAGGAGCUGUCAUAUACACCAGCAUUGAAAACUAGAUGAAAAGCCAUGGGAAUAAGUAUUCGAACGAGACAUGUUUGUCAACGUAAUUCUACAAAUCUCUAGACGAAAAGCAGAAUUACUCGGUUGUUAAAAAUAAUUCUGAUUGUGGGUCUCUAUCAUUUAAUUUUGCCGUUUCUAUAUCCAUGUAAUGCGCUACACUGUUUAGUUAUUAAUAUCCUAUCUAAUUGAUCUUAUUAAUUGCGAAUAAGAAAAUAAUUUACCUGUAAAAAAUAAUACUACACUCAUAAAUAAUAACACACUUAAUGAUUUAGAAAACAAUCAAGUAUUAAAGAAAAUAAUAAAUGAUUACGUUAGAAAAUAA